AUGAACGUUAAGGUGGAGACAAGCGAAUUAGAUAAUAGCCCUAUGGAUUUAUAUAGGAAUCUCCAUAUUAAACAAGAACCAAUUAGUGCUGCGGAGGAAGAACAAAGAGAAGUGAAGGAGCCGGGUCUGUAUGCAGGUCAUGAAAUCAAGGAAGAAUUGGUUGUAGGACCUGUGGUGUUGCAGUCUCCUGUAUUAGCUCAAGCAAAAUUUGAGCAGAACACAUCUGAUGGGUUGAACAUUGAUACUCGACCGUACAAAUGUGAUAUUUGCACUAAAUGUUUUACAAUUAAACACCAUCUUAUGCGUCAUAAACUAACUCAUUCCGGAGAAAAGCACAACCAAUGUGAACAAUGUAACAAAACUUUUACCUGUAAACUAAGUUACAAUAAACAUGUAAGGACUCAUAGAGGACAGAAACAAUACAAAUGUGAUAUUUGCCAUAAAUGUUUUACAAAAAAACAUAUACUUAAAGCUCAUAUAUUGAUUCAUACUGGAGAGAAACCAUACAAAUGUGAUAUUUGCACCAAAUGUUUCACAAAUAAACACCAUCUCAAGCGUCACAAAAUAACUCAUACUAGAGAGAUUAACCAUUGUGAACAAUGUAAUGAAUCCUAUACCAGUAAAGCAAGUUAUAAGAAACAUUUAAGGACUCAUGCAGGAAUAAAACCAUACAAAUGUGACCACUGCAACAAAUCCUUUGUUCGUAAAGCACAUUGUGAAACACAUUUAACAACUCAUACAGGUGAGAAACCUUACAAGUGUGAUAUUUGCAAUAAAUGUUUUACAAGGAAACAGGCACUUAAGACUCAUACGAUGGUCCAUAAUGGUGAGAAACCACUAAUAUGAUAACUACAGAAAAGGUUUUGCUUCUAAAUACAUUUUUAACGUACAAUUACAGAUUCAUUUGGAAAAGAAAUCAUACAAAUGUGACUGAAAUUGUAACAAAUAUUUCAGGAGUCAUACUAUAGAGAAAGUGUACAGUUGUGAUAUUUUCCAUAAAGGUUUUACUACUAAACAUACGAUUCAGUCCAUACUGAUGAGUACCAUACAAAUGUACUUGUAUUGACUAUAUUACGAUGUCUGAGGAGAUAGUUGAGUACAUCAGACUAAAGUCAAAUAUGCUUUGAAGGUCAAGCGGUUGGAAUCCCACGUGAUUUUUAAUUCAUUUGCUGUGAGAGUGCCAACCGCACAUCUGUCAAUCUACAUGAAGGAGAUUCCUUCGUCAUUGGCUGAAGGGUGUUGUAUAUCGGCAAUUCCGAUGCAGGUUACCUGACUCCAGCUUGC
Hyposmocoma kahamanoa is the source of this 1284-nucleotide messenger RNA. RefSeq names its product zinc finger protein 431-like. The transcript has 2 exons. Bases 1 to 846 code for a protein of 281 amino acids. The record is from RefSeq and is a predicted model, not a curated record. NCBI's taxonomy places the organism in Eukaryota, Metazoa, Arthropoda, Insecta, Lepidoptera, Cosmopterigidae.